Boleophthalmus pectinirostris (great blue-spotted mudskipper) is the source of this 3045-nucleotide messenger RNA. Its product is annotated as contactin-3-like. Gene Ontology annotation, biological process: cell-cell adhesion; brain development. The coding region runs from base 1 to 3045 and encodes 1014 amino acids. The transcript is spliced from 23 exons. Gene Ontology annotation, molecular function: cell-cell adhesion mediator activity. The record is from RefSeq and is a predicted model, not a curated record. NCBI's taxonomy places the organism in Eukaryota, Metazoa, Chordata, Actinopteri, Gobiiformes, Gobiidae.
AUGACGUUGCCAUGGAAACAGCUUCUCCUGUUAUCAAUCAUGGACUGUCUGGCAGAGUGCCUGGACAGUGUGUCGUUCCAUGGGCCCAGCUGGAGGAUGGAGCCCGGAGACCUUUUCAUCCCCGUGGACUCGAUCGAAGAAGAGGCGACUCUGACCUGUGACGCCAAGGGAAGCCCACCGCCUCAGUACAGAUGGUCGCUGAACGGGACCCUCAUAAAUCUGGGCUUGGAGCGGCGGCGGCGGCUGUCCGAGGGUAACCUCAUCAUCAGCAGUCUGGACCGGGUGCAGGACGUGGGGCAGUACCAGUGCAUGGCCUUCAACAGUGUUGGAGCCAUUCUAAGCCGCAGAGCCAGCCUGCAAUUCGCAUAUUUAGAUCAUUUUAAAGUGCACACCAGGAGCGCCGUGUCCGUUCGAGAGGGACAAGGAGUGGUACUGCUGUGUGGAACCCCCACUUCCUCAGGAGAUCUAACAUAUGCAUGGGUGUUCAAUGAGUACCCAUACUUUGUUCAGCAAGACAAUCGGCGGUUCGUGUCACAGCAGACUGGAAACCUUUACAUCUCCAAGGUGGAGCCAUCAGACGUGGGCAACUACACCUGUGUGGUCAUGAACAGUGUGACAAAGGGCAAAGUUCAAAGUUCACCCACCUCUUUGAUCCUCAGGACUGACGGCGUGAUGGGUGAAUAUGAGCCGAAAAUAGAAGUUAAUUUUCCAGACAAUGUAUCAGCAGCUAAAGGAUCAACGGUUACGCUGGAGUGUUUCGCCCUUGGAAAUCCUGUACCAGAAAUCACCUGGAAAAGAGCAAAUGGCGUUCCGUUCCCCAGCAAAGUUAAAAUGAAAUACUCCAAUGCGGUCCUGGAGAUCCCGAGCUUUCAGCAGGAUGACACUGGAGGCUACGAGUGCGUGGCAGAGAACAAGAUGGGCAAAAACAUAGCCACUGGCAAACUGGCCUUUUACGCCAAACCCCAGUGGAUUCAGACCAUGAAGGACACUGCCCUGGCCAUAGAGGAGCGCCUGUACUGGGAAUGCCGCGCCAAUGGAAAACCCAAACCCUCCUACACCUGGCUCAAGAACGGACAGCAACUGGUGCCAGAGGACAGGAUCCACGUGGAGGAGGGCGUGCUGUCAGUGUCCGUGCUCACAUUGGCGGAUGCGGGCAUGUACCAGUGCGUGGCCGAGAAUAAGCACGGGGUCAUAUACUUCGCCGCUGAACUCAUGGUUUUAGCCUCCCCUCCAGACUUCACAGGGAAUGUCCUCAGAGCCUUACUCAAAGCCAAGGCAGGAUCCACAGUAACACUGGAGUGCAAACCCCAGGCGUAUCCCAUGGCCAGCAUCCUGUGGAAGAAAGGGAACCUGCCCAUUCACACCAGUGACAGGAUUCGAUUGUCCCCUGACGGCACAUUAAGACUGGCCAACGUGAGCAAGUCAGACGCAGGCAGCUAUACGUGCUUCGCCAGGAAUAGAUUUGGCAUGUCUAGUACCACGGGGCGCCUGCUUGUUACUGAUCCUACUCGUAUCACGCAGGGCCCAUCAGACAUGGAGAUCAUUGUGGGCGAGAGCAUCGUGCUGCCGUGCCAGGUGUCCAGCGACCCUGUGCUGGACAUCUCCUUCUCUUGGGCCUUCAACGGACAGCUCAUCGCCAAGGACGACGGCCAUUUUGAGCUGGUGGGCGGGAGAACAGCAGGAGAUCUGAUGAUUAGGAAUAUUCAGCUUUACCACGCGGGCAAAUAUAUCUGCGUGGUCGACACUGAUGUGGAGAGCCUGUCAGCCGUGGCCGUAUUGAUCGUGAAAGGCCCCCCCAGCCCUCCAGCCGUGGUAACAGUGGAGGAGGUGACAGACAGCACGGCCCAGCUGGCCUGGAGUCCCGGCAGAGACAACGGCAGCCCCAUCAGCCAUUACCUCAUCCAGACCCGCACUCCUUUCACCGUGGGCUGGCAGAGGGUCAACACAGUCCCAGAAGUAAUAGAUGGGAACACAUUGACGGCUACUGUGGUGGAUUUGAACGCCUGGGUGGAGUAUGAGUUUCGGGUCUUGGCCAAAAACAGUGUGGGCGUUGGCGAGCCCAGUCCAGUGUCUGUGAAAACCAGAACAGAAGAUGCAGUUCCCGAUGCUGCGCCAGGCAACGUGGGCGGAGGAGGCGGGAGUCGAUCUGAAUUGGUCAUCACUUGGGAGCCCGUCCCAGAAGAACUACAGAACGGUGAGAGCUUCGGUUACAUCAUCGCAUUUCGGGCCUUUGGGGACGCGAGCUGGACCCACGUCGCCACCUCUGCCCCUGGAGCCGCCCGCUAUGUUUACAGAAAUGACAGCAUCUCACCCUUCUCCCCUUUCCAUGUCAAAGUGGGCACUUACAACAGCAAAGGACAGGGACCCUUCAGCCCUGUGGUCACCAUCUAUUCGGCUGAAAUUGAGCCAAGUGGGAUGCCAGCGGGGGUUUGGGCCAGAAGUGUCUCGGCCUCCGAGAUUGAGGUGAAUUGGCAGGCGCUCUUCUUCACCCCUGAAAGGGUUCUGGGCUAUGAGGUGGUGUACUGGGAGGAUGACACCAAACCAGAGACCAUGGGUAAAGUGCGUGUGCCGUGGAACCAGACGUCGGCCACAGUGAGCGGAUUGGCAGGGCACACCCAGUACUUCCUCACUGUGAGCGCAUUCAACACCGCAGGCACAGGGCCCUUUCUCCCCGCAAUCAAUGUCACCACCAAAAAACCACCUCCUGCCCAGCCCCCGCUCAACGUGGAAUGGACUUUAAUUGGCUCUCACCUGUCUCUCUACUGGGAGCCUGUGGUGGCGAUGGAGUCCGAGUCAGAAGUCACGGGCUACGAGCUGUCAUACAGGAGGCAGAGGCACAAAGAGGUGAACACACUCACCAUAAGUAACUCAUCGGCCGAGCUGACUUUACCGGAGGAGGACGAAGACUACAUCAUCCACAUCAGGACCAUGAGCAAGGGGGGCCUGGGACCAGCCUCAGACCCCAUCAGAGUUCACCAACUCAGUAUGAGUGCGCGUGGCUCCGGUGGUCAGCACCUUGCAAGAUUAACUUUGUAUUCAAUGUGA